AUGAAUUUCCGUGACGAUUACUUGCACGCAGAACCGUUGUACUGGACUAUUUUCACUCCGGAAACAUUUCUUUGCGUCUCUAUUGUCAGACGGGCCGUUUUCGGUGUUACACAAAACAAUCACAGGUGGUUGAAAAAUGACUUGGAACGGUUUCGGCUUUCGUCUGAUAGAUUUCGUGUGGAUCUGAUUCGAUACGGAAAAACCAAACAGAAUCUCAUACGCGACGACUGGUUGUGCGCAUUUGACGUCCCAAAGAGGUGGUUCUGGCACUUCUACGCCACGUCGCUUGUUUGGAAUGGUUUUCUAUUGGCUUUCAGCUUGAACGUGACUCUACGACACCAUUUCUAUCCCAACUGGCUGACCGGCUUAAUAAAUGUUCUAUCUGGCUCAUUACACACGGGAAAUCAAGGUCUGCAUGUUAGCACGGUGUUGCUGCAGCUGCUGCUGUGGUCGCAUUCUCUCCGGAGGCUUGCGGAGUGUCUCUGCGUCAGCGUUUUCUCCGACGCCGUCAUCCACCUGCUGCAGUAUGUCUUCGGCCUGGCUUACUACCUCCUGCUGGGGUUGACUGUGCUCUGCUCGGACCACCAAACAAAAGCAAGUGGGUCUCUCUUAUCCCAACUGAAGUGGUUUCACCUGGUUGGGAUUGCACUUUUCGUUGCGGCCUCUGUGCUGCAGCAUCAGUCCUUAGUGCUUCUGGCUGGACUCCGUACUGGAAAGUCAGGAAGUGUGGAAACGCUGGCUCACCGGAUGCCAAAGGGCGGCUGCUUUGAGCUGGUGUCGUGCCCGCACUACUUGGCCGAGCUGCUCAUUUACGUCUCGCUGAGCCUGGUCGCCGGUGGUCUUUCGCUCACCUGGUGGCUGGUGGUCCUGUAUGUACUCUUCAACCAGGCGCUGGCCGCGCUUCUCUGCCACGACCACUACGUGGGCAAAUAUCCGUCCUACCCGGCACGCAGAAAAGCAUUUAUACCUUUUGUGAUGUGAUUGUGGCAUCGAGUGUGUGUAUAAUGUAUAUUAUGAUCAAUUCAAUUGUAUGUAUUUAUUUUGUGCUUUUUCAGUAAGUGUUGUCAAUGAUAACAGCCAAACAAUUUUUAAAUACAGUCUGGUUAUUGCUUUGAUAAUUUUACGAACUACUGAUGCAAGUGUGCCGAUCAUGUGAUAUGAGUCAUUCCUUUGAAUGAAAGCUUAUUGUGUAUUUUUAUGGAAUAAAAUAAUUGUACAAGCUA
This is a messenger RNA of Phyllopteryx taeniolatus (common seadragon), 1223 nucleotides long. RefSeq names its product steroid 5 alpha-reductase 3 (gene srd5a3). NCBI's taxonomy places the organism in Eukaryota, Metazoa, Chordata, Actinopteri, Syngnathiformes, Syngnathidae. Gene Ontology annotation, cellular component: endoplasmic reticulum. The coding region runs from base 1 to 981 and encodes 326 amino acids. The transcript is spliced from 6 exons. The record is from RefSeq and is a predicted model, not a curated record. Gene Ontology annotation, biological process: polyprenol catabolic process; dolichol-linked oligosaccharide biosynthetic process. Gene Ontology annotation, molecular function: 3-oxo-5-alpha-steroid 4-dehydrogenase activity.